Molecule: messenger RNA, 798 nt
Organism: Dracunculus medinensis (Guinea worm)
Lineage: Eukaryota; Metazoa; Nematoda; Chromadorea; Rhabditida; Dracunculidae
Source: the annotation of a GenBank genome assembly
AUGUUGGUUAUGAUUCCGUCAAUUGCGCGUGUGUUUUUUUUUGAAAUGACAAAGUCAACAUGGUUUGCAAACUUGGUUCUAAGCUUUCUUGGUGGAUUCAUAUCUUAUCGAAUAAUUCUUGAAUAUAUUCCCAUUUUUAUACAACGAAAAUUAUAUGGAAGAGAUCGAUGCAAGGUGAAUGUUGAGCCAGUCGCAGAACCAGUCGGAGUUGUUUCAGCAGCUGUUUAUCUUAUUAUUAUGUUUUUGUUCAUACCAUUUUUGUUCUAUGAAUGGGCUUCAAAUGAGUCUCCAUUUCCGCAUGAAAAACUCUUGAUAUUUAUGUCUGCGAUAGUUGGAAUCUGUUGUGCGAUACUCCUGGGAUUUGCUGAUGAUAUGCUUGAUUUACGGUGGCGUCAUAAAUUGUUGUUUCCGACUUUGUCGUCUUUGCCUCUUCUUCUUGUAUAUUACGCCACAGGUUCAUCAACAACAAUUAUUGUUCCUAGCAUUGUUCGAAAAAUAAUUCCUGUCAGUGAAAAUAUCGAUAUUGGGUUCUUAUAUUAUCUAUACAUGGGAAUUAUGAUUGUUUUUUGUACUAAUGCAAUUAAUAUAUUGGCUGGUAUAAAUGGUCUUGAAGCAGGACAAGCUUUGAUUAUCGCUAUAUCUAUUGCACUUUUUAAUAUCAUCCAGCUUAUAAGAUUGGAAACUGAAGCUCUGUAUCAUUCGCUAUCGCUUUAUUUCUUGUUGCCAUUCAUCUCAACUAACAUUCCUUUAAUUUAUUGGAAUUGGUAUGCGUUUUGCCAUUUUUUUUUAAGCUACUAA